GGGUGAGUCACAAAGUUGUUUGGGUUAUCACAGACAGGUAACAUUUAACAGUUAUUUUACCAAAAUGACACUUAAAUUGCCUCAGAAUGUUAGAUGAGAUACAUUUUCAUAAUAAUGGCUGAGGGAUCCAGUUCAGAAGUUCGGAAAAAUACGUUGCCGGUUCGUGGAAAAGUGCAACAAGAGAAUGGUUUACACACAAAGCUGCGACAGGAAUGGGCGGUACAUGAAGAUGGGGCUUUUGCCUAUCAGCUGCAAAAUGAAGAAAUUGACCGUCACUAUGGUAUGAAUCGGUUUAAUCGGCGAACAGUGCGUGAAGACAUACCGAUUGCCAAGAUCGUACAGACAGAUGAGGAAAUUCGCGAACAGAAUGAACGUUUCGAGCAGCUGCAGGUGCUCAGAGCACAGGCAGAGGAGGAUGCGAGAGUGGCCAAGCAGAUGUUGGAACAAGAUCAGUUACAGACGGAGGCCCACCGUAUGGCCAUAGAGCUAACUGACGAGGAAUUUGCGAAGAGUAUUCAAGAGAAAGAAAAGCUGAAGUAUGAGCGACAUCUGGAGAAAAAACGGCUAAAGAACUUGAAGAAAGAGCGGGAACAGAUUGAACGCACCCAGCAACAGAGAACUGAGGAAGCUGGGCUUCAUUUAAGACAGACUUCAGGCAGUACAGAAGGCCUUGAGGACAGCUUCCAAGACCUUGACCUUGAGGGUCAAACUACGAGGUAUACGUACAGAGUAACUCCAGGCGGCGCCAUAGAAGAUGACGGUGAUUUUUCCGACUUCUACUGCCUACCUGAGAAUGUUGACCCCCUCCACAGACAGGCAGUCCAGGAGGCACAAGACGAGGAAUUAGCUCGUCUGCUCCAGGAACAAGAGCACAAGAGAACAAAGGCAGAGGUUGACAAAUCUAAGCUUCGAGAAAUAGAAGAACAAGACAAGAGACUGGCGGAGAUCAUGCAGGAACAGGAGAAGAUAAGGCUCAAGAAGGCGAAACAGAAGUGGAAACAGGAGCAAGAGGCUAAACGUGCUCGGGAGGCAGCGCAAAGACCGCCACCACUCCCUAAACGUCCUUCAGAACACAAUCACCACAGAUAUCGACGUAACAGUUUCAUACAGUCCAUGGAAAAUGGCCCCACGCCUGGUGACGAUGAUUUUCCCAGCCCCGAUUCUUCCGAGGACUAUAUCCCACACAUGACCACAGGUGCUGAACAAAGGCUGCAAGCGUCACAUAGAUCUGAUCAAGCUUUGCAAGGAUCGGAGCGCGCAUCUCAAAGACCCAGUGAUAUUAGUAUGAACAAUUCAUCACAUGCUGCAGUUUCAAAUUCAAAUACUCGAGAGAUUCGCCAGAAUCAGCAAAAUGUAAACAAAGUGAGAAACAAUAUAACCUCGUCGAAAAAAAAUAGUGAUUUUAACCCUCGUGUUCUUCCAUCGCAAGACCGACCGGAUGUAGAGCGAUGGUUGGCAUCACAACCUCCAGACGCUGCGCGACAAAGAUUAAGGUCUGAUGAGAGUGAACAUCUGCCUGAUUCCCCGUCACCUCCUGGCAGUUAUCAUAGUGAAGAUGCGUUCCCCUAUCAUGGCCAAGGUCGUUCACAUCACCACAACGCCAGUGUUGACAAUGGUUCACACUAUGCAGUUAGCGACCCUUUCAACUUCAAUAUCGCAGCGGCCAUUGAUCCAACAUACACAAGGCGAACGGAUGGGUCAACUGAGAGAAAACAGCCUAUGCAGCAGCAGCAGCAGCAACAACAACAUCAACAACAACAAAAGCAACCACCACAGCAGCAUCGUGCACCGGUGCAACUGCAGGAUCGGACUAUGGGUACAGUAUCGUCACGAGAUGACAGUUUCCAUGACAAUGGAGUGGUGAGCCCGUUCAUGCCCGUGCAAGGCCAGAAAAGGGUCGGGGGUGAGAGGACACGCAAGUCCCAGGGGUCAAAGGACAAAGAAAAGUGUAAACAACAGUAGUGAAAAUGACAGUAGUGUAGACAAUGAGAAUGUGUAUUAAAAGCCACUUUGUACACAACAAAAUAGUGAAAAAAUUGGUGCAAUGAAAAUAUCACUGUUGUAAAGUUGGAAAUACUCAGCCACGCGAAUCACAGAGAAAUGAUUGACAAGACUUAUUGUUAAAAACUGGACAUCAUUCGAAGUAGUGAAUUUGUCUUAGCCUUGGUGUUAUUGUCAACAUCAGGAUCGCUGGCACGCAAAAACUAACCUUGGCCAGUAUUCAGAAAGUAUUAAUAUUCAAAAUAUUCUAUUUAGUUAGGCUUUUUCAUAGUUUGAAAAAAUUACUAACUUGACCAAUACUUAGAAAUUGUUAAUCUCAUAAAAAAUUGUUCACACAUUACCCGUUAUAAUUUACACCUGUAUAGCAGGGCCCAUAACUCAGCUAGGAUUUAAUUAUUGUCAAGUUCUGUCCCUUGUCUGGUUUGAAACAAAAACAGAUGAGACUUUGUGUUUGGCACUCUUGUUAUGAUAUUAUAAUUAUUUGGAAACAUAGUUGAUCCUAUUUGAGUGUUUAAUUCUAACACAUAUUUGUAACAAUAGGUAUGUUUACUGAUAAAAUGCUCAUUGGCAUAAGGAUAUAUCUAUUAUACUUUUGAUUAGUUCAUACUUAUUCAUUUUAGCUUGCUUGUGAAGACAGCUGGAAGCUUAUGUUAGAGUUUUAUUCUGGUUUACAAAAGGACAGGUUGCUGCAAAAGAGAAACUGAUUGUUAAGGGCACAUUGUAGCGGGCUGUUUUUGAACAUUAUGAAUUUGACAGAAAAUGGUAGGAAUUGUGUUUAAUCAAACUAAUAUUAGGUUUCAUUGCCAAGUAUGUAAAAUUUGUAUAUAUUUAUAAUUAUAUUCUAAGUUUUAAUCAAAACAAAAUCAUUUAUUGACAGUCUUAAGCAGUUAAUUUAAUGAAGACUGCUGGGUGCACAUGCUGGUCUUCAUGACGACUGCUAAAGGGUUCUACCAAAAUUAUACAGUGUGCAGCAACCUUCCAUAACUCUUUAGCUAUAACCCUGUUGUAAGACUCUCCCUAGAAUCUGUUUUCUAGUUAGAAACCAGUAAUGGUGUCCUUGUGAGAGGCCUAAGAAGGUUCCCAUGGUGGGGUUUCAUUUCUUUUUGUUCAGAUUUUUCAGGUGAAAUAUCCAUGUCAUUGCUCAUGUCAUUUGCUUCAAGAAACUGUUACGGUAGUCAUGGUGUUUAGGGUGAACAGGAUUUAAUGUUAAUCUUUCAUGUUAAAUUAUGCAACUGUGUUGUAAGUUAAGAUGUAAUAUGGGCGAAUAUUGCAAAGGUUUAAUGUUAAAAUUUCAUGUUAAAUUAUGCAACUGUGUUGCAAGUGAAGAUAUAACAUUGCCAAACAGUGAAAAGAUUUAAUGUUAAUAUUUCAUAUUAAAUUAUGCAACAGUGUUGCAAGUGAGGAUGUAACAUUGGCAAACAUUGAAAAAUGUUUAAUGUUAAUAUUUUAUGUUAUAUUGUGGAUCUGACUUCCAUGUUGGUCAUUGAAGCUGUAACAUUGGCAAAAAAAUAACUAUGUUAUAUUGCAUGUUAAAUUAUGCAACUGUUUAGGUCAGUGAAUAUGUUACUUUUGCAAUUAUUGCUAACAAAAACUUUAUACUUAAAUCUUUUAUGUUCUAUUUUCAAUGUACUAACUUUCUUUCACAAAUGCAUCUAUGUCUACAUGAGUUCAAUUUUAGUGUGUUUUUUCAAUGUGAUAUAUAAAGGGUUGUUAAUGUUUAAAAUAGAGUUACAGUAUAUUUUUUUAGGUUAUUUCUACAUUUAAGUGUGAAUAAUUUGUGCACAAUUUGCCGGUCUAAUCAACCAUUGUAGAAAUUGUUAUAACUUAUACUAUCUGGAUAAUAACCUGGGUUUCCAUGCAAUGAAAUUGCCUAUCCCCCUCCAAUAAGUACCACACUUAGAAAAUGAAGUCAUAAGAAAACAGUCUUAUGUCAUGAUAAGUUAUCAAAACAUUGUUAAUUAAGAAGGGUCUUUUAUUUUAAAAGAAGCAAGUUUGCUGUAACAGUUUUUAGCUCGACUAUUCGAAUAUAAGGUGGGCUAUACUACUCGCCCCAGCGUCGGCGUCCGGUUAAAGUUUUAGGGCAAGUUGGGAUUUUCACUUAUAAGUCCAAUACCCUACUUUCAAUUGACUUAAUACUUCACGCAGUUGUUCAGGGCCAUCACAUGAUGAGGUUAGAUAACUCCAUGUUAUUCUUUACACGGAUUAUGGCCCCUGAUUGACUAUGGAACUUGGGUUAAAGUUUUGGGGCAGGUUGGAAUAUUUCUUAAUAACUUAUAUAUCCUUUGUUCAAUUGACUUAAUACUUCACACAGUUGUUCAGGACCAUCACACAAUGAGGUUACAUAACUCCAUAUUAUCCUAAAUACAAGUUAUGGCCCCUGAUUGACUUAGUUUAAAGUUUUAGAGCAGGUUAAAGUUUUAGGACAAGUUGGGAUUUUCACUUAAAACUCCAUUACCAUUCAUUCAAUUGACUUUAUACUUCACACAGAUGUUCAGAGCCAUCAUAAAAUGAGGUUAGAUAACUCCAUAUUAUCUUUUAUACAAAUUAUGGCCCCUGAUUGACUAUGGAACUUAGGUUAAAGUUUUAGGGCAGGGUGGGAUAUUGUUUAAUAACUUCUAUACCCUUCAUUCAAUUGACUUACUUCACACAAUUGUUCAGGACCAUCACCCAAUGAGGUUACAUAACUCCAUAUCCUUAAUACAAGUUAUGGCCCCUGAUUGACUAAGGUUAAAGUUUUAGGCAGGUAAAAGUUUAGGGCAAGUUGGGAUUUUAAUAAAAAAACUUCUAUACCGUUCAUUUAAUGCACUUAAUAAAAUUCAAAAUUAUUUACGACUAUCUUACAACAAGAAACGUAACUUCGUUUUAAGCCAAAAUACAAAUUAUGGCCUCUUUUUUAUUUAUUUUUUAAUUUCCUUUGAAAGGCAUAUUUGUAUAUUCUUAACCACAUUUUUAUAAUGGGAAAUUAAGUUAUUUGAAUGACUUGCGUCAUUGUUUGGGCAGGCUGGUGGGAGAGCAGCAUCAAAGUCACCUUAUGUAUCAAAUAAUUUUAGUUAGGUUUGACAUAAAGAGACCAAACUUGGUAUUAUUACAUCGUUUUUGUAUUCUAAGUCAAAGCGGCGUAGUCGAGCGCGCUGUCUUACGACGGCUCUUGUUGUCAAUGAGCUUGAAAAAGGCCUGUCUGGAUUUGUAAACCAAAGUACUUUUUACUUUCUACAUACAUGUAUAAUAUGCACUUAGCAAUUUGCAACAUCAUGGCCUCAUUGUAUUUGCAACAUGUCAUGGCCAUGUUAUAUAAAUGUUUGUAUACACAUAAUUAUAUUUAUGAAGUUUUAAGUGUCAUUUUUGGUAAACCUGUCUUAUAUUUCCACUGGGUUUUGCGUAUGUGUUUUCUAAUAUACAUUUAACUGAGUGUUUUGGGUGAGGGAAAUUCAAUCUUUUUUAAUUUACAUACAUAGAGGAUAACAUUUCAGGUGCUAUAAAUCAUCAAAUCAUCAUAUUAAUAGAAUAUCAUGUUUGUUGUCAUAAAAUAUGAAAUUAAUUACGAGUUUUCUAAAAUUGACAAAAAUGAAUCUCAGCGGGUCUCUAUCAAUUUCAGACAAGUUUAAUACAUUUGGCAUUGAAGGACCAUCAGUGUUUUUGUUCUAUUUAUAUCAUAAAUACGUAUUUGAUGAUUAAUGGCGCUAAAAACAAAAAGCGUCGCACAUUACAAUGCUAUUCAUUUAUGAAGUUACAUCAACAGUUAUAAUGCUAGUUAUAUAUAUAUAUCAAAAAUCUAUAUGGUGGUGAGGUCUUAUUUGACAAUGUUUGGAAUCUAAAGCCGAGAUUUUUUAGUCGCUUUGUGGGUUCACUUUAUAGGCAAAAAUUAAAAUUGGAAAAGAUAAAAUCUUGAUUUUUUUUUAGGAAUACAGAUUGUAUUGAAAUUAUAAAAUGUUCUGAUUAUAAGAUUUUGACUUAUAUUUUCAGACUGGUGGCAAAUAUACUUGAGUAAGAAUACUAGCUAUUAAUGAUAAUUUUUUUUUUUUUAAGAAUUUCAACGACUAAAAUGCCUUGCAAGUACAUGUAGUUUGUUUAUAUUUUGCUGACAGCUUUCAUUCCAAAAAAACGUACCAUUCUGUGCUUGACAUUCCAAACUGGUAGACAUGUGAAACAUCAUUAAUUUUAUUCCCUUAGUUGGACUUCUGGCCCCAAUAACACGAUAACACUUAAGUCAAUUCUCAAUCUUAGUAUCAACUCAUUUUACCAAAUAGCAUCAAAAUUUAUUAAAACUCGUGUAUAUUUUUUUACACCAGUCACCUUUUCAAAAGCGCAUUCUCUCAUAGAAUAUGUUGAUGAAAAAAUUUGGUCAAGAUUCCUAAGAACAAAAUUUCUACAGCAUAAAACGUUAUUGAGUACCGGUACAACUCAAUGUUUUUUAACAAUUACUCAAGUAUAUAUUUCGCUCUAGAAUAAGUUUCUUUGAAAUAUUGACAAAAACAUUUUAUCAUCACAUUCUAUGAGAAAAUAUGGUGUUUAAAAAGAGUAAACCCAUACAUGAUUUUGAAUCAUACUAUUCUUAUACGUGGUAAAAUGAGUUGAGACUGAGAUAAAGAUUUGACUUAAGUAUUUUUGUGAUAUUGGGACCUGUUCAUAGUUAUUCAUAUGAAUAAAUUAAAGCAAAACAUUUCUGCUUCAGCAUGAAGAUUAAAUAUGCAACCAUUACUAAAAAUAAUUAUAAGCAAUACGCUUUCUAAACUCUAUUUCCAAAAAAAAUUGUAUAUUUUCUCAAGGUUUCGUUUUAUUACACUGCUUUUGUAUACAAUAUCAAUAUCAUUAUCAACAUAUGUUAUCUACUUUCAUAUUUGAAAUAAUGAAAUUGAGAACAAUACACAUUUUCUGGACACCAUUCCAUAACAUUAUCUUAGAUAAGUAAUAUGUAUAGUUCACUCUGCAAAUGUUAGAGGGUUCCAAUUUCAGAUUCCAAUUGAAUUCUUAAUGAUACUAAUGGUCUCAUUACAUGUCAACACAUUGUCGUUUUGUAAAAUGUGAUACAGAAAUAGGUCCAAUAUUGCCACCUUAUACAAUAUACUCUACAUGUAAUGAAAUGUUAUAUGUGGUACAUGUUUCAUAUAAUUGUCUAUGUCAUCUAAGAUAAUCUGGUGAUAGUUAUGUCAUAUUAUGUCAUCUCAUAUACAUUAAGAAAUAACUGCUGUUUUGGCAGUACAAAAUGUGCUUAUUCUACUUAAUAUUAAAAUUCCAAUGUCACUGUACGGUUGUGUCACUGUAUGGAAAUGACUCUGUAACAUUAAUUUACUGUAAUGUCACUGUAUGGUUAUGUCACUGUAUGGUAAUGUCACUAUAUGGUAAUGACUCUGUAACAUUAAUUUACUGUAAUGUCACUGUAUGGUAAUGUCACUGUAUGGUAAUGUCACUUUACUGUAACAUCACUUUUCCAUAAAGUCACUCUUCCAUAAAUGACACUGUACCGUAAUAUCACUUUUCAUACGUUGCCAUAAUGUUUGCUUUAAAAAAGGUUAUACAGAUUAGAUUCAUUUUAUCAACACAUGUUUUGUAGGAUCAAAUGUUCAGAUUGAUAUUUCUGAGAAGAUUUAAUAUUUGUUUCGAAAUUACAACUUUAUUGUUUAUUUGAUUUUUCAAGUAAACUUUCAAUUAAAUUGACACUCGCAUCUCAUUUAACUGAAGUCCUUAAUCUUGCAGUAUUUUGUAGCACGCUCGUUUACUAGAUGGACCCAUUAAGUAUGAUCCAUAUUGCUGUCGAGGGUAUAUGUUUUUGGACGUCGUUUAAGGAGCUGAUGAGGCUUUGUACUUAUUUGUAAUAACUAUAAACUUAAAGAGAGUAGAUAUUCAUUUAUAUGAAUUUAUAUUUAGAAAGUGAUUUAUAUAUUGAUUUUAUUUUGAAUUAAUUAACAUAUGUACUUUAUACGUAAUUUGGGUUGUCUUUUAAUUACAGCUUUCAAAUGGAAUUAUUUUUUGAAAAUCUUUCAAUAUUAUAUAUAAUUAAUUUUAUCUAAUAUAAUUUUACUUUGCGAUAUCCAUAGAUGGUUUUUGACUUGUGUCCUUAUAUGGAUAUGAUAUUUUUCUAGCAAAAAAGGUUGUUUUGUGCAAUUUUGCAUAUGUACGAAUUAUUACUUGUAUUUGAUUUGUUAUAAUAUUUUGACCAACACGUUAACUGUUUUGUAUAGUGACAGUGCCAUGUAUAUUGUGUAGGAACUCUGGGCCAGUAUUCAUAAAAAAACAUCUUAAGUUAUUUCCUAAAUUAAGUAAUUUUCCUUAUUUAAAGCUGCACUCUUACGUAUUGUCAGUUUUAAGACUUUUAAAUUGUCUCAGAAUUAGCUGGUUUUGGUAUAAAUACCUUCAAUUCAGUCAUAUUACAACAUAAUAAAUCUCAAUUGUUCAGUAAACUGCUGAAAAUCUCUUUUUUUAAUGCUUUCGUAACGCUUUUAACCAUAAAAGAUCAGUUUUUCAAACAUUGAUAUGAAAAACAUGGAUCAAAUCUUUUGUCAGCUGCAUAAGUCUUAUAUCACUGGUUUAUGCAAAAAUUGGCUCAUUCAAAGACAAAAAAUAAAGAAGUUGUCAAAAAAGUCAAUCUAAUCUGUGAGGGUGCAGCUUUUCUACUUCUUUAAAUUGACAAUUAUUAAAAAAAUACUGAAGAAAUGAAAUAACUUAAGACAGGCCCUGUGUUACAAAUAGAGUUGAAUCUCAAGUCACCAUAAUAUAUGUCAUAGGACAAGAUAUAUGUGCAGUAGGGAUGGGAAUACAUUCAAGUGUUACACAUUUUACCUCAACACAUUUUUUCAUACUCUGACAUCAUUUAUAACAGCAUUGGAAAUAAAGAAUUGAAAUUAGGACAAUAUAAAUAAAUUGCUAGAUUUUCACCAAUUUUUUUAAUUGGGCUGAGGGUGACAUUUUAUUUUUUGUUUUUCAUUUUUCUUACAUGACUGUUUCACCAUUGAAUAAGUAUGUGUUCAUGCUCUUUCUUAUCGCACAAGGGACCAUAAAGAUGUGUUCCUCGAUGAACCACCAUAGUUCAACAUUUUUAUUUGAGUCAAUAAAAUUUAAGGGGCAAGGGGAAAAAAGGGGGGCGGACAGGGAUGAAAAUUUAGCAAAUAAUUUAUAGUUGCCUCAUGAAAGAUUGUCUUAAAUUGUCGUUUGAAAUGUGUGUAUGAGUUAUUGUUACUAGAUAAUCAGGAGUAUUAUAACCUUACUUGUGCACACUAGCUUUUGCCAGCACAUUGUACUUUCAGCAUUUUUUGUUACUACAAGUUUUACCUGUAGUACACGAGUCUGUUUAUUUUAUAAACAUCACGACAUUUACAGGGAUGUUCAGAGGGCUGUUUUCAAUACUUAGAAGGUAUUAGUCGAUGAAAUUACCUCUGUGUAAUAGUUUCAUUACUAAGUUGAGGAAAUAACAAAAAAUCGAUGUUUUGCCAUUUAUAAUAUUAUACGGAUUAAAAAUAAUUGAAGUUACAACAAAAGUCGGUUAUAAAAGGAUCCUAAAUUAAUCCUGAAGUCAGACUUUACAGCUUGGAACUUCAAACAAUUAUGUAAAUGUAAAGUUUGUUUUUUUCCUGGACAUUUGCAUAAAAAUAGUAGAAAGUACAUUGAAAGGGAUAUAAAUGACUUUGAGACAAUUUUAAUAGGGGCCAAAGUCCCUUAACCUUGCUCUGGGCCUGAAACUCUCAUACAAUAUGAAGGAUUCAGGCUCAUAGCUGGGUCAAGGAUUUUUGGAUUUGUAUGGUCCGUUAUUGUUCCAGCAUGAUUUACUUAUUGUUUGAUACAAAUAAGUAAAAUGUAAUGGCAUUAUGUACUUUAUUAUUGAUUAUUUAUAUGCUCUAUUUCCAUAACACAAUGUAUUUUUGAUAAUUGUCUCGAUAAUAUUUUACAUGUAUGCACGUUUUGAAGUAUCUUCGGUACAUCUCUGAUGUAUUUCUGUUUGAUUUGAGAAUUUAUGUCAUUGUUACCAUAUACUUGUUAAUAAACACAUGCUUUAUGCUUAA
This is a messenger RNA of Mya arenaria, 9995 nucleotides long. RefSeq names its product trichohyalin-like. NCBI's taxonomy places the organism in Eukaryota, Metazoa, Mollusca, Bivalvia, Myida, Myidae. The coding region runs from base 94 to 1962 and encodes 622 amino acids. The transcript has 12 exons. The record is from RefSeq and is a predicted model, not a curated record.